Schistosoma mattheei is the source of this 2313-nucleotide messenger RNA. The record is from the annotation of a GenBank genome assembly. Lineage: Eukaryota; Metazoa; Platyhelminthes; Trematoda; Strigeidida; Schistosomatidae.
GAAUACAGUACAAACUUGUCCCCAAUUUGGAUUUCAAGACACAGCGCUCUAUUUGUCUUCAAAGUGUUUACAUGGAGCAUGCACCGGAGGAUUUAAUCACUCAAGGAAGGAGAGAUUUAGUGUGUGGUGAUAUUAACAAGGCAGUAGAUAAUUUUCAAAAAGCUUGUGAAGCUCUGUCGAUGAUACAUGGUGAUUUUCAUGAAGCUCUUGCUAUCCCUAACUUACUGUAUGGCACUGCUCUUCUCGAACUAUCACGAAUAGAAAGUUCAGUUAUCGGAAAUGCAUUGGAUGGGAUACCAGAUCCAGACAAAAAUGAUUCAGAAUCGGAUGAUGGGAUCAUUGAACAUGGGCCUGAAUUGACAACUGAAGAGAAAGAAGAUAUUUCCAAUCAAAUCAUAGAUGCUAUGUGUGAAGACAAAAAGCAGGAAGAAAAUGAGACCAAAGAAGCCGAUACACCUAGCGAAGACACUGAAGCUGUAAGCGGAAAUGAUACUGCUACUGAUAAUCCGACGGAUGACGCUUCUGAAGGAGCUGAGGAUGGCGAAUCAAACGAAUCUGAGGAGGGAGAGUCUGAGAAUCAAAAUGAGGUCCAGAAUAAUCCAACAGAAUCGGAAGCUGCUAAAUCUGAUGAUGAAGAUGAAGUGUCGAAUCUUCAAAUCGCUUGGGAGGUUAUUGAAGUAGCCAAAAAACUGUUUUCACAAAAAGAUGACGAAGAGAGUAAACUGAAUGUUGCUGAGUGCCUAGAAAAGCUUGGUGAGAUUAGUCGCGAGAAAGAAGAUUAUGACCAAGCAGUAUUAGACUUAAAGGAAUGUUUGGAAAUCCGUACUUCCAUUUUGGGUCAAAAAGAUCGUCGUGUAGCUGAAAGCCAUUACCAACUGGGAACGACGUAUGCCGUUUCUGGAGAUUUAGCAAACGCAAGCAGCUCUUUCAAAGCCUCAGUUGAGUGUCUCAAGUUGUUGGCUGAAGAUAUCAGGUCAAAAAUCGAAGCUGUUGACCAGAAAGAUGGAGAAGAAAAAGAGCUUCUCCAAGUUACACUUAAAGAGAUAGAGCUUUUAAUACCAGACGUUCAGAGUCGGUGUGCAGAUAUUGAGGAAGACCGAUUAGCUGAAAGCAUUAAACAAACCGAGUCUCCAAUGGAACCAUGCUCUAAUGGUACUAGUGUCCCAACUGAUGACAUAUCACACUUGAUAAGGAAAAAACGUCCGGUUACUGAAACGACACCUGUGGAAUCUGUAGAAAGUAUAAGUCUUGAAUUAAAUGGUCAUGAAAACUCAACUUCCAAGAAAGUGAAGCUUAUAAAUGCGAAUGGUGAAUCCCUGCCUAAAGAAAAUGGUGUUUAGUUAAUUGAUAUAUGCCUAUAGAUUAAAAACCAAUUCCAAAGAAUUGCAUUUCAUUUUUACAGAUUUUGUCAGAAAUUUUUGUCUAUCGUUUUUAAAUAAUUUAUCUGCAGAUUACUUAUUCCAAAAACAAAGUUCAUGUAUUCCCUUUGAUGUAUUGUCUUUCUAACAAGCUAAACGAGGUGGUUGAAAAUUUUUUAAAGUUAUAGGUAUAAACCGAGCAGACGAAUUUAUAACCGAUUGUCACGUUUCGUCGUCCCCCUUUUUCCAUACAAACUACCUUCCUCAACAAAUUAAUAUCUUAAGAACUGUUGCUUUCUGUUAAUGGUGUAAAGUGUAGGAAGGAAUCCUAAAGUCCGAAGGACAUGUUAGGACUUUAUGAGAAUCUGAUCCAACUUCAAAGUUUGGCAGAUCACAACAAACUAACUCUGGAGAUUGUAAGAUGUCUGUUGGGUUCGCAUUCCAAAUCAAAUCCAAAUUGGACAGUCUCAGUACUGAAGUUUUAGGUGCCUAAGUCUAUACGAUCAAAUGCUGUGGCCAAAUUAGCUCGAGCCAGCUGUAUAUUAGCGAUUUCGUAAGCCACUUUGGUUGUGGUUCUCACCACUGGUUGUUCAACUCGGUCUCGUUUGAAGUAAGGCGAUAUUUCGCACCUCAAUCGAAGACAAUAAAGUAUUUGGAGUCAAUUCAAAAAUGAGCCUCAAGGUUAUUUCGUCAACUAGGGUUCAAAUCUUACGAGCGACCACGGGGUCACCAUACAUUCCUUGUAGUCUACGGCACUAUAAGGACAUCUGGGUAUCUAAACUACUUGGGUUAAGUUUUGGUGAAAGCCAUGGGAGCGAUACCCGUAAGUUUGGAGUGACAGUUUGCAACCGGAGUUUUUUCUGAUUGCACAUACGAGCUGUUACUCGUGUUUCCGCAGGUACGUGUUGCCAAAUGUAAAUCUAAUCUGGCUGAGUAUUCUAGUCAUUAGAAGGGG